This is a messenger RNA of Acromyrmex echinatior (Panamanian leafcutter ant), 5324 nucleotides long. RefSeq names its product Fibronectin-III type domain-containing protein windei (gene wde). NCBI's taxonomy places the organism in Eukaryota, Metazoa, Arthropoda, Insecta, Hymenoptera, Formicidae. The record is from RefSeq and is a predicted model, not a curated record. Gene Ontology annotation, biological process: regulation of DNA-templated transcription. Gene Ontology annotation, cellular component: transcription regulator complex; nucleus. Gene Ontology annotation, molecular function: transcription coregulator activity; protein binding.
GAAAAAUUCGAAUGAAAUGGUGAAUGCAGCUGUUAGACAAGCCAUGUUUUUGGAUUUGAUGCCAAUGGCAAAUAAGAGACUUAAUCUAGAAUUAUGAAUUAUUGUACGCAUUUGCAGUUGCUCCAAACCAACGUAAAUGGAGGCGACAUUUUUUGAAAAAUAAAUGCCCAUAUAUAUAUGCCAGUUAAAAUAAAGAUUUCCUUAUUGCGCAGCGAAUCGGGAAACGUCACAAGCGCAGUUUCUGCUCGCAUUUUUUGACGCUUCGUGCACACUCGGCAAUCUCCGGGAUGGAAACUCGGGGCCUAAGUGCAGUGUACUUCACGUUCGAUGCGCAGAUCUGUCGAUGACGUUGAGGCUAGUUCGCGCGGUUUCUUUAACUCGUGUUUGAUAAUACGAAGGCAGCGAUGCGGGGAGCGGCGAUAAUGAUAUACGCUCAUUCGCAAUGUUCCGCAAACCUGUUCUGUUCUCCAAGUGUCACUGUACGCUUCGUGGCGUCUCGUUUGUACUGAACGAACGUCACUAAUAAAGCGUACUCUUUGUAAUCACAGUUCCUCUGUGCGUUCUCGAUCUCAUUCUCUUCGAUGCAAAAUAAAUCUGCUUUGCUCAAGGGGCAUGGUCUUUUUAAGGUGACACACACACUUUUUAAGUGAUUUCACACGGAUAAGUGCGUUUCCGUCUCAGAUUGCACGACAGCAUGACUCGCCGUGAUGGCUUUCACCUGAAUUAAAAAAAAAAAAAAAAAAAAAAGAACCGCAAAAUUAUAAACGCGAGACCACGAAGAAUAAAAGCCGUUCCUUCUUUAAAUGUACACCUUUUAUAUUUGUAGAAGGAACACGCUGUACAACUUUCAGUGGGAGAUACUUGUCCGCGGUCCGCCAUCUUUCGUCUCGAUAAGGUCAGGGCCCUUGGCCCUCUAGGCAGGGGCCUGUUUGUGUACCGUUCAAUGUCCGCGACAUUAACACAAUUUCCGCGACAAUUUGUGUACGCAUUCGACGUGCGAAUCUUUUAUUUUAUCGGGACACGUUGAAUUUAUGCGCCAGUCAAAAUAGUGACCUCGUGCACGAUGGGCAUCGAUCCAGAAUAAAACGCGCUUGCGCGUAGAUGGUACAGUAAGCGUCAUAAUGUUAAUGCUUUCGUUCAGCGAGUAACCUCUAUACAUCGAUUGCUAAAUCAAGAAUAAACGACAGUUAUAUUGAAACAUUAAACAGAUAUGAAUUUCGUCUGGGCUCCAAAAAAAGAGACGUACCUCCUUGUAAAAGACUUAAAAGAGAUUAAACGUACUAUAUGUACGGAAAAUAGAGAAGGGGGGGGGGGGAGAGAAGAGAAUAUUUCGAACAUAAGCCAUUUUGAUAUGUAAGAUUGAAAGAUAUUUGAUAGUUAAGAUAAAUGAACAGUAACAUUUUAUAAUGGAGAAAGCACGAACUGGAAUAGUGGACAAUUCAGAGUCUAGUUCUACAGUCUCAAGUGUCAAUAGAAUUGAUAUUGAUGAACUGUCAAAGGAAAAGGAAGAAGAAUUAUUAUUUUGUGAGGAAGAAGGAGAUGAUGAAGAUACACUAUCUGAUGAUAGUUUACGCUUGAGAUUAUCUGACGAGGAGGAUGCUGAGCAAGAUACUACAGUAAAUGAUACAAAUAUCACGAAAUUAAAAUCGCAGAGUAGAACAAUUGAACAACCAAUUUUAGAUACAAUCGUAGAAGAGACAUUAUCUUCUGAUCUGCAGCAGACUGUGGAAAAAGUUUCUAAGCCUGAUAUUGAAAAAUCAACGCAAGAAAUAUACAACACAGCAGUAAAGAUUCCAGGAAAAUCAACAUUAGAUGAAUACAUAUCCGAAAACAAACAAAUACAAGAUAGUAUAUAUAAUUUGGAAAAUACCAGAGCGACUGUUAAUGAAUCUAGUGAAAAGUGUACGUUCACAUCUAGCAAAGACUUAAAAAUUAUAGAUAUAAAGAAUGAGUGUUCAAGUAUAACAGCUGAACAACAUAUAACAUCAAAAAAUGAUAAUUUAUCUAUAAUAAAUAAUUGUACACAAACAGGUAAUCUUCGAAAUGCAGGACUAACAAUUCACAAUGAAAAAAAUCUAAAAGAGACAGCCAGCGAUAAUAAAGAAACAAUUACGACAAAUACCUGUGAGUUAAAUAAAUUAGACAAUGUAGACAGUAAUAAAUCUUCUGUAGAUUCUAAUAUUAAGAUUUAUAAUGGUGAAAAAUCGUCUACAACUAUUUCUAACAGUAAUGAUGAUAAUUUAAAAGAUAAAAUAAUAGAAAAACAUAUUAAAAAUGAUAAUCAAUCUUCGAAAUGCUCAUAUGCCGAAUCUAAUGUUACUUCAGAUUAUAUGGAUUUAAAAUCCGGUAAUUCUAAUGAUAAUAAUAAUUCAUCAUCUCAUAAAGACAUUAUUGCACAUAAAAAUAAAAACAAUAAUUUAGAGUCUGUGGACAUAACAGAAAGCAAAAAUACAUCAAAAAUCACAGAAAAAGUAACGAAUAUUUCAUUGACACAAAAUCAAAAUAAUUUAUCCAAUAUUAAAGACAAUGCAGAAGUAAGGAACAAAGACAGUGAUACUAAUGAUAAAUCUGUAAUCGAAACUGUAAAUAAUCCAUUAGGACAAACCCUUUUAUUAACACUUAACGAUGUAAAUGAUUCUGAUAACGAUAAUGGAACUAAAAAUGUUGACACUGUUAUUCCAAGAAGAAAACGAAUUAAAAAAAUAGUCGAUACAGUACAAGAUCAUGCCGAGGAAAUACAAGAGGAAAAGGAGAGUAGACGAGAAAAACGGAAGACUGCUAGAAAUGCAGAAGAGAUAAUCAAGAAAAAGUAUCUUAAUAGCGACAGCGAUUCUAACGAUAAUACAGAACAAUUAGUAACAAUAAAUAAUAAAUUGAAUCAGGAUAUAAUUCCUGUGCCACCUUUAGUAGCGAUAAAACGUAAUUGUUCAGAAAGCGAGGUAUUUAAUGGAAUUAAAAAAGCGAAAAUGAAUAUUAAUUCUGAGGAAAAGAAAGAUGUCACACAAUUAUCUUUCAUUGAGAAAUUUUUUCGGAGAGAUAUUAGAGAGAAAUUACCAAAACUUACACAGGAGGAAUUGGAAGAGCUUCUGAUUCAAAAGAUCGUCGAAACGAUUGCGAUGCGCAGUGAAAUUGGACAACUUAGAGAACAAGCACGCAUAUCAGAAAAAUAUCAGGAAAUAACGCGUACAAGAAUGGAGCAAUUAAUGAAGCAAGUAAAAGAUUUCGAGACAGUUCUGCAUCGUAAUGAGUCAGACCGUCGUGCAAAUCCCAAUAAAUCUAUCGCCCCUAUAAAGAUAAACAGAUCCGUAGGCUUGCAAGUCAACUUCAUAACGGAACACGGAAUACAGAACUUACGGCAGACUGCAAAUCUCAAAUCUGCAGUAAACAUCGUAAACAACAAUAGUUCUCCAUCUUCUGCUGAAACAAAUAACAAUUCAUCAAGUCCAAGACGUGGUGGAAUCAAAGUAAGAUCGCCGCGGCCUGUAGUGACUAUGCCUACUCCUGUAAUGACACAAAGUACAGCUCAAACAGCGCCUCUUAUUUCAACUGUGACACCCGCGGCUUUAGUUGUUGCUAAACCCUUGGAAUCUCAACACACUUUAACGUUGUCCAAUCAGCCUACGAAUAUGAAGCCAAUCUUAACUACUUCGCAACAGCAAAUUCAGUCGCAGUCACAGGCUAUUGUCUUAAAUGGUAAAAUAAGUCAAUUAAAUCGUCCGAUAGCUCCAAAACCAAGAAAUAACGAUCUUAUUGAUCUUACGGAUGAGGAAGAAAAAAAUAAAUCAAAUGCAAAAGUUACUGUAACUACAACUCCUAUAAUUGAGCAGCCAUUGAAUGUAACAUCGAAAUCUGCGCAAUCAUUCCCAAGAGUAUUACAAACAAUACCGGCAAAUGUAGCAAUUACAACACAACCGACUAGUAUAAAGGUGAUAACAACUAAUCAACAGCCAGCACCAACUGCCCUUGUUAAUAAUGUGAAUCCGCCCAGACUAGCGUACGUAAUGCAAAGUAGCACGGGCUCACCAAGGCAGGUGCUGAUAGCAUCGAACCCUAAUCAGCAAGUACAGAUACGGCCAGUGAUGAACACACCUAAUAGACCACCCUUUUCAACUGUCACUUACAAGGGAAUAUCAACAAUCACGAACGGUACCGUACGCGUACUAACCACGCCAGUUUUAUCAAAUGUACAAAUAAGCAAGCAUCCAGCACCUCUGCCAGACAUUCCAAAUUAUGCACCGACGCCUGGCUGGAAACUUCCACCGCCUGCACCAUCGUUGAAGAUUUCAAAAGUGUCAAAUGGAAUAGUGCUAUCCUGGAAUAUGAGCUUAUCGGAUAAAUAUGCGGAUAUCGCUAGUUAUCAAUUAUACGCGUAUCAAGAAGUUGCUGGUGUGAAUCCCAACACAUCAUUAUGGAAGAAAGUUGGGGAUGUUCGUGCACUGCCACUUCCCAUGGCGUGUACGUUGACUCAGUUUUCCGAGGGCAAUAAUUAUUACUUUGCGGUCAGAGCAGUUGAUACACAUUCUAGAAAAGGACAGUACAGUAUGCCUGGCAAUAUUUCUUUGUAGAGGAGUGACAUCAAGUUUCAGAAGAUCUCAGUUCUUUCUGUUUCUCCUUUAUUUUUGUACUUGUGUUCAACGCGUAAUUGUGAUAAAAAUAGUUUGUAGAUAAUAUCUCAUAAUAUCACAGUACGAAUCUAAUUCGACAAUUGAUUUAGCUAAUGUUUAUAUUUCGGAUUAUUGAAUCCAAAUGUAGCAACUAUUCCCGUUGAUAAACUUAUAAAUGCUUCCAAUCGCACACACAUAAUUUGUAUAUAAUUCUCAAUUUUGAAAUAGCAUAUCUUGUUUCUCUUUUUUAUUCAUUUCUUUUAACAGGUGAAUUUUCAUACAUUCUUUUGGGGCAAAAUAUUGAUUUUACAACAAUUGUAAUUUAUUAACAUUUUUAUGAUAAAUUCAUGAAAUUAUUUGAAUGUUUUUUCUUUUUGAUUUUUAUCACUCAUGACAACAACCUGUCACAAUGCAUAAUAUAAAGAAUUCUAGUCAAAAAUUUUCAUAUAAUUAAAACAUGUUAAUAUUAUUCGAAGACUGGAGGAAAUGCAUUAUUAUUUGAACUCAAUUGAAGGUGUUUUUCAAUUAGGCAACAAUGCUUGAUUAUUUGUGUUGAGUGUUACUGAAGACUAAAAAAAGAUAGAGAUAAAUAACGACCGAUAAACAUAACAAUUCUAGCAUAAAGUGGGGAAUGUUUUGUACAUUAAUUAUUAUUUGAUCUAAUCUUCAUCAUUGGAUGAUCUAUUAUUUAAGAUGAGACGAAAAAUUGUUGCAGCAAAA